CUGUGUACUUGUGUAGUAAAUGGAGUAAGCUGUGUGUGAGAUGUGUGAGAUUAAUGAAUCAGACAAAAAUGUCUUUUGAUAAAAAGUUAUAUGGGCUUAUCGUUCCUGAUAAAACAAAACAUCAGAAUCCCAUUUUUCAGGCUUCAAGAAAUAUAUUUGGAAAUGAUUCUGAAUCAGAGGAUGACUCAAAUAAAAAACCCGUUUUACUGCGACCUAGUGAUAAUAUAAACAGACAGGCAAAAAUAGCACAAAAUAAAGCAAUUUCUGACGAUCCAACAGUUUUUUUAUAUGAUGAAGUUUAUGAUGACAUGAAGACUAAAGAAGAGGAAAAACAUGAUAAAAAGAAAAUUGAUAAAAAGCCAAGAUACAUUGAGAAUCUCUUAAAAUCAGCACAGAAGCGGAAGAUAGAAAAUGAAAGAAGAAUUGAAAGACAAAUCCAAAAAGAAAGAGAGGAUGAAGGCAGUGAGUUUGCUGACAAAGAAAUAUUUGUUACAUCAGCAUACAAAAAAAAAUUGGAGGAAUUAAAACUUGAAGAGGAAAGAGAAAAAAGAGAAGAAUAUUUGGAAAAAAUAGGAGAUGUUACUAAACAGGGAGAUUUGGGUGGUUUUUAUCGACAUCUGUAUGAACAAAAAUUGGGUUCAGAUAAUAAAAAAGAACUAAAACAGCAAGAAAAUAUAGCUGAAGAAUAUAAAAUAGCAAGUGAUUUGGAUGUUAUUAAUGUAGAAAAAUCAUGCCCGGCUGCAGCUUCACCAAAAAAGAGGAAUUACAGAAAACGCAAAUCUUCAAACGAUACAAAGAUUCUGCUGUCAGAAGGUGAAAUUGAAGAUUCUGAUGAAGAAAUAAACCGUCUUAAUCUUGAUGAUAUUAAAAUGGCUAAGAAAUGUAAACAAAGCAAAGAAAAUCUAGACUCAGAUUCAGACUUUUCAAUUGAUGAAUCAAGUGAUAAUGAUAUUUCUACAAGAAAUGAAGAAAAAAAUGCAAUUAUUAUCAAGAAUUCUGAUAGUGACGAAAAAAAUGCACAAAUAAACACAAAUGUUUUAACAUCUAUUGAAAGUAAUAAUGCAGAUAAUAUUUUGAAUCAACCUAAGCCCAAAAUUGAUAUUUGGAAAAAAAGGACUGUGGGUGAAGUCUUUGAACAGGCUUUGAAAAGAUAUUAUGAAAGAAAGGCAUCUAGAGGUGUUUAAAUUGAUCUUUUUAGUAAUGUCCCCACCACAGGCACAGGACCUUCCCUUGAAGUAAUUGAUAUAUCUAGAGGAUUCGCAUUAACCUACCAUGCUUAGCAGACAAAACUAGUUAAUCACUAAUUAGUUAUAACUUGUUACGCAAUAAAGGAAUCCACAAUAAUGCACCCUUUUGAAGUUAUCUUAGCAAGUAGAAAAAUGCUAUAUAGGUAUAGGCACUUCCAAUACGCGGUAUUAACAACAAUAUUAAAUACCCUAGAUACACCACGUGCGGUCAAAAUGUGUCCUAUG
This is a messenger RNA of Chilo suppressalis (striped riceborer), 1472 nucleotides long. The record is from the annotation of a GenBank genome assembly. Lineage: Eukaryota; Metazoa; Arthropoda; Insecta; Lepidoptera; Crambidae.